AUGGCGGUUGACGAUUAUGACGAGCCAUCAUGGAUUGACCUGCUCGACUCGUUCACUGUGCGAACACAGCGAUUGGGCAACCGUGUGAUGACAAUGUCUGACCAGGUGCGCGAGAAGGGUAGCAAAAUCAAAGAUUUCGCUGUGCUCUCUCGCAACAAAGUCGGCAAGGGCAAACGCGUGGAGAAAAUGGCCCGCAAUAUCCGGCAGCAGGUGCGCCGCAUUGACGCCAAGUUUUCGUCACAGCAAAUGAUUUCCGGGACGGAAAAGAUAUGGUUUGCCUUCAGCCUAACCCACCUUUUCUACUUUGGCGUCGUCAUCGCCGUGAGGCCCCAGUGGGUACAUGUGAUCUACACCACGGAGCUGGCAAUUCUGCUGCCUAUACGAUUCUACACCUAUUACAAGCGUGAGUAUCAGUACUACUUGGCGGACCUAUGCUAUUUUGUCAAUAUGAUGACACUGAUGUUCAUUUGGUUUUGGCCCCAGAGCACGCUGUUAUGGAUCGCUUGUUACGCCUUUAGUUUUGGCACCCUGUCUUUUGCAAUUAUCACCUGGCGUAAUUCGUUGGUUCUCCAUUCAAUUGAGAAAACAACGUCCACUUUCAUUCACCUUUUGCCCCCGGUUGUAUUCCAUACCAUUAAUUUCAGGCUGGAUCCGGCAUUUCGAGACCACAGAUUCCCGGCGGUCAAAAGAGUCCAAGUCUGGGAGACUGUGCCUAGUCUGGCUAUUACUACUGUGGCAUAUUUCACAUGGCAGCUUCUCUACCACUACUUUAUUACUAUCCGCGGCAAGCACCAUAUCGAAGCUGGCCGGGUGACCAGUUUCGAGUUUCUGCGCAAGAGCUACGCAAAGACCUGGAUUGGCCGAAUCGUCAACUCGCUCCCCGGUCCGCUCCCCAUUGUUGCAUUCACUUUGAUUCAAUUCGGGUACCAGUUGUCGACAAUGAUGUUUAUUCCAUUGUGGUAUCGGCAUGAAAUUUUGUCGGUGGCCUUUCUUACUACAAUCUUCAUUGCCGCAAGCUAUAACGGUGCAACAUAUUAUAUCGACGUGUUUGGUAUGCGUUUCCGUAAGGAGAUGCUCAAGUUGCAAGAACAGCUGGAUCAAGUCACUGAAGAACUCAACAACGAACGCAACAGCAACCCCAGCUCGCCAGAUAUGACGGCAAACCCUUCGCCUGUGCUGGCCGCCAGCACGUCCUCUCAAACGUCGUCUGCAGACUCGCAAUUUAGCCUGCCACCUUCUGCAAGAUAG
Wickerhamiella sorbophila is the source of this 1248-nucleotide messenger RNA. RefSeq lists its product as hypothetical. The record is from RefSeq and is a predicted model, not a curated record. The transcript has a single exon. The coding region runs from base 1 to 1248 and encodes 415 amino acids. Lineage: Eukaryota; Fungi; Ascomycota; Dipodascomycetes; Dipodascales; Trichomonascaceae. Gene Ontology annotation, biological process: phosphatidylcholine biosynthetic process.